GUGUCAGGAGAUGGCCAUCAAGCGGCUUGGGGGGCUGAAGGAGGGGCAGCGGCCCUGGUCAGUCAAAGUCUGCAACGACUGCUUGACGACCUGGAACCGCGACGUCUCCGCCGCCAACGUGAUCCGUGUGCUCCUCCUGCUGAAGCUGAUGGGCUUCGAGCGGCCGACCAAGCUGCAGCGGCCACCAUGGCCGCCGGCGGUGGCGGGGCCGGGCUGAGAGCCUGAACGGCGCUAGCAGGGCGUGGGGCUGAGGGUGCACGUGCCGAUUGGCGGCGAGUGACGUGACUAGUUUGUUAGCUGCGGGUUAGCACGGACUGUGCACCCCACCCAACCGGCCACGUCCGGAUUUGCGGGGAUGCCAAAGGCCCCCAACAUAGAGGCGUGUGCUUAGUAGGCGCCCGCGUCAAGGUGGCGGGGUUAAUAACGACCCGGGAUCAGCCCUUUUCCUGCCAUAAGGCAGCCACCUCCUUGUUUGGUGUGCAAAAGAAUGAAUGCAAUAAAUGCCAAAUUAUUGCAUGCGGGUCGCCGACACCAUGAUGGUCAGGGAUGGCCGACACCGUACGUGGUCAUGUGAAGUGACAUUACAACUUGAGAUGGCCCUUACGUGGCUCUUCCACUGAUGAGUGCUAUGUAGUGGGCAUGACUGGGAUAUGAACUGUCUACCAGCGUGUCGAAUCCGAUAGAAAGAGACGAGCGUGCGAGGAUUGCAUCGGAGCGCCCUGCAUUGGUGCUUGCACGAGGCAUCAGGGCUGGGGGGAGCGAGCUGCCUUGAGGGAAGGGCGUGGAUGUUGUUGGGAAAGGCAUCACCGGGUAAAUUGUGUCCGUGUAACAAUUGAAACGG
Molecule: messenger RNA, 841 nt
Organism: Chlamydomonas reinhardtii
Lineage: Eukaryota; Viridiplantae; Chlorophyta; Chlorophyceae; Chlamydomonadales; Chlamydomonadaceae
Exons: 2
Coding region: 11-217 (68 amino acids)
Source: RefSeq, a predicted model, not a curated record